AUGGAGAUGUUGGAGAUGGAGAUGUUGCAGUUCUUCUGGAUUUAUCAUGUAAAACUGAAGACUAGACUCCACUGUCCCCUUCUGCAGACAAUGAUCUCUCACACCCUGAACAAUGACACUCGAGUGAACCUGGCAGUGGUGAGUGUGCAUGGUGUGGUGUCCACUCUGGGCAUCCUGGAAAAUGGACUGGUGCUGUGGGUGCUUAGUUGCUGUCUUCAUCACAAGAAAGUGUGGGUUCUCAAUCUGGCGCUGUCGGACUUCCUAACCACACUAACCUUGCCGCUUUUCACUUAUUACCUACUGAUGGACCACAGCUGGGAGUUGGGCGGACCAUUGUGUGUGGCCCAGGCCUCAAUCUUUUUUAUCAACAUGUUUGUUUCUGCCUUCCUACUGGCUGUGAUAUCGCUGGAACGUUGUUUGUUGGUGACUAAGCCGGUGUGGACUCAGAACCGUCGCACUGUGUCGGCAGCAUGGAAGAUCUGCGGCCUAGGAUGGGCGCUGGCGGCGGUAAACAUGUCUCUGUAUUUCAUAUUCCAUUCCGUCGUGCUUAAGCAGGAUGGCCGCAAACUUUGCUAUCAUGAUUUUGCACUCUAUUCCUCCCAGAGCACGCUGCAUACAGACUGUAAGGUGCGUGACGCAGCGACAGCAGUGUCCAAAGUGUUGCUGGCGUUCGUCCUGCUGCUGGUAGACAUUGCCGUCAGUUACGCUUGCUUUGUUUUAGAGCUGCGGGCUCGCAGGAAGAGGUCAAGAGUAGAAGGUUUCAUGAAAAUGGUUGUCUCUGUGAUCGCAACCUUUAUUCUCUGCUGGCUGCCCUACCAUGUUUUCUGCUUGCUGGAAGUGACGGCUCAGUACAAGACAGAGAUUGCGGAUCUGGUGGAGGUGUCCUUACCUGUCGCAACAACAUUCACUUUCCUGAACUCUGUGUUGAAUCCGAUUAUCUACACAUUUAGCUGUCCAAACUUCUGCACUCGAAUCCGCCAAAGUCUAGAGGUGCUUUACGAAGGGCUGGUGGAGGAAAAACUGACUAAGGCUCCCAACCAUGCAAAAGAACAUCAGCCAAGAUCACCAGCAUAG
This is a messenger RNA of Ctenopharyngodon idella (grass carp), 1074 nucleotides long. Its product is annotated as prostaglandin D2 receptor 2-like. Gene Ontology annotation, cellular component: plasma membrane. NCBI's taxonomy places the organism in Eukaryota, Metazoa, Chordata, Actinopteri, Cypriniformes, Xenocyprididae. Gene Ontology annotation, biological process: complement receptor mediated signaling pathway; inflammatory response; phospholipase C-activating G protein-coupled receptor signaling pathway. The record is from RefSeq and is a predicted model, not a curated record. Gene Ontology annotation, molecular function: G protein-coupled receptor activity; complement receptor activity.